Bufo bufo (common toad) is the source of this 4736-nucleotide messenger RNA. RefSeq names its product non-compact myelin associated protein (gene NCMAP). Gene Ontology annotation, biological process: peripheral nervous system myelin formation; regulation of myelination. NCBI's taxonomy places the organism in Eukaryota, Metazoa, Chordata, Amphibia, Anura, Bufonidae. Gene Ontology annotation, cellular component: plasma membrane; paranode region of axon; Schmidt-Lanterman incisure. The transcript has 4 exons. The coding region runs from base 288 to 599 and encodes 103 amino acids. The record is from RefSeq and is a predicted model, not a curated record. Gene Ontology annotation, molecular function: structural constituent of myelin sheath.
GAGGAGGAGAGAGAUUAAUAAGGAAGAAAAAAAAGUCACAGUACACCUGAACAAGGAGUGGUUGAGCCCGAAAAACAGGAUCACGUUAGAGUUUCAAUAUGGCGUUGAACUAACUCUAGGUGACAGGAUCUACAUCUGAUUUUAUACUAAAAAUCAGGCACCAAACACAGGGGAUCAUCAUGGUGAAAAGGAGGAAGAGGUGUUGAGUGUAAGCAAAAGUAGAGAUCUUGCCUCGGUUUCGAGGAGUGAGGAAAUCUAUCCACUUUCUAGCUGCAAGCACAGUUGUCAUGGCAACAACACCUCAAUUAAUGAACACAACACUAUCUCCGGUAAAUACGACGGCAAAGUCACAGGCAGAUAUUCUUUAUCAGAGUGCUGGUGCAAUAGUUGCUGCUAUUGUGGUCGGUGUAAUUAUAAUAUUUUCACUGGUACUGGUCACCCUCAAGAUGUAUAACAGGCGUACACGAACAGAGAGAGAGCUGGCAAUGAAAAGCACCAAAACCACAAACACACCAAGCACAAGAGCCCACAACAGUUCCAUCAGCCAGCCAACAUCUUUAACAUCUGUUCCACCUGACAUCCACCUUGAAAACCGAUGACUGGAGAGAAUGUGUGCUGCGGGAAAAUGAAGCUGAGUUUGAUUUACAGUUAAAAUUAGUUUAGGACAUUGCAUUUAGAUCCCCAGAUCUUAACCGAAACACUGAGAUUGAGAAUGUGAUAAAAGGUCUUUGCUUCUGAGACCAGCGGUCCCUACAUUCACAAGCCUAUCCUAAAAGCAGAAAACUCCUAUCCACCAUAUGAGCUAAGAAAUAAGCAAUUGUAUAAGGACUGAAAAUGGAAUAUUUGUCCACACUAGGGCAAAGGAAAGCCCAACCAUCACAAAGUCUCUUUCAUCUGAAGUCUAUAGUAAUUCUAACCCAAUGAAUGUAUACAGUGGGCCUCAAUGGAAAGGAUGACUGGGGUACAUUUUUGGAAUCAUGACUGACCUUCUGAAGGCUUAUAUAUUCAUAUUUAUAUUUAUAUAUGAAUGAAUGUUGUAUGUAGAUUGUUGGACUUUCUCUAUGUUUUCAUAUGUGUCACAGAACAUUGUUUCGCCAUUGUAUAUACAUUAAAAUCACUGUACUGAGCAGUGACCAAGUCCUAUUCUGCACACUCAACAAGGUUUUUGGACACAUUGGGAUAUGUUUCUUGCAUAUGCAAUCCAGUACUGGAUUUAAAGUCAGGAUGGUAGUAAAACAUUGUGAUAAUUUAUAGAAAAAUGUCAGAGUUUAUUUGAAUAAUCUGUAUGUUUAUGUCCAUCUUAGUAUAAUCCUAGACUAGUAUUAAAGGAAUUUUUAUACGGGAGUCAAAGGGUCAGCUCUAGACAUGAAAGGAAGCCAGAAAGUAUAGCAACCAACUGUACUUGAUGGAGGAAGUUGAGACCAGUCGGACAUCAUGUAUAGUGGUGACUUUUAAAGGUGAAAAAUAAUUACUGUACAUAGACAGCUUGAGCAUGCCAGAGCAGGAGCCAUUCUUAGAGAGUGUGUCUGUGUGCUGGCUCAUAGAGAGAUAUCAAAAAUUACCAUGGCACUCAGAAAUUAAGAUGCAUUUUCACUUUUUAUUGCAUCCAACUUGUUAUAUUGACAUGGCCAUGUCAACAUAACAUGUUGGAUGGAAAAAAAGUGAAAAUGCAUCUUAAUUUCUGAGUGCCAUGGUAAUUUUUGAUAUUUCUAGCAGAGGAUUACCCUACCACCGAGCACCAGAACAUCAAUAAUAUUUUGGAGUGCCUACCAUUUUCCUUUUUUUUUUGGUCUAAUAGAGGGAAUCCUGAGUGGUGGGGGUGACCUCUCUCUAUGAUUCAUAUGCGCUUCUUUAAAGGGGUUAUCCCAUUAUUAAUUAAAAAAUUAAAACUGGACAUCAUAUAAUACAUGAAAAUAUCUUUUGAACAAAGCUAGAACAUGCCCUGUACCACACAUGGAUUUAGAGCUACCCCCAUUCAUUACUCCAGUUGCACUGCUAGAUUCUUUUCAGGCUGGUACGUAGCUCAAGGGUGUGUGUCCAUUCUCAGAAGACAUGUCCUUUCCGCUGCAGCUCUUAAUUGUCACAGCUUCAAACAUUAGAUACAACUGGUGGCAGUUGAAGAUUUAAACUGAACAUGUGCGUCCACCUUAUUAAGGUGGACAUAUAAAUAAGGAAAAGAGCAAACAGCAGGUGGCGCCAUACAGACAGAUUUUAUCGGCUAUAUUAUAUUUUUAAUUACAUGCAUCUACAAAAUUAUUUAGAUGUAGGUGCUAAAAAUAUAGAAUAUUUUUCAUGGGAUGACCCCUUUAAGACAAAACCUUCCUUUACUAGCAGACUGGUUGCUGUGGAGGUUGUAGAUGAUGGUGUAUCCCUAGCAACCAAUCUGUCUCAAAUGACAUAACUUUUCUUCCUAAAACCGGACUGUCACUUUGCUGAGAAGUAGAAAGUCAGCAUGACGUGUAAAACUCCAUCUUACCCUUAAUGAAUGUGAUUUUUCUAAAGUAGAAUAGAUGUCGGUGUAGAGCCUUUGAAGUUAGCCCAUUCAUGUUCAGAAGACGACAUCUAGAAUAGGCGUUGAGUUUUUGAGGCCAUAUGAUUUCAAUAUAAACAUUUGUAUUUUGCGUAGCUGUAUUCUUCCUCUGUAAUAAGUUUUGCUUAGUUUUGAAUAAUGUUAUUUGUAUUUUACAUGCACUUCACAAAUGUGAAAAAUAUAUAUUUAUGACACUGUCCUGACAAGGUAAGAUUGCAAUCGGCCAACCAUUACAGAAAAUAUUAAAUCUUUUUGAAUGGUUAUUACUGGCCUAGAAUAUGACUAGGACAGAUUGCUUCCAAUUGCAGAGCUACUUGGGGGGGUGAAGAGGGCGAGGCUUUCUAUGUGGUGCUCGAGCGCCUGCCUUCAUUUUACACUGGAGAUUGUUCAGGCCCAUAGCGCGCACAGGGUGAAAAGAUGAAAAGAAGCCAGAAAGACAAAAACAUCCAUAGCUAACCUUCUAGAGCUGGCGUUUUUACUGCAAACAAAAAACAAAAAAAACCCAGCAUAAACACAGCUAAAAAUGCAGAAAAAUGCCAGUAAAAACAUGUGUGAACCCACUCCAACACUCCUUUGCAGAAUCUUCUUGAAGUAUAGCAAAGGAUCAUAAAUGAUGAGCACGAUAAAUCUUUUUGGGGGAGAGUUGUCAUUCCCUUUAUGCAUGAAAAGUGGUGUUAAAAAGUCACACGUGCAAUUGUCGCAUCUCCCCUUUUUUGUCGUCAUUGACACUUUUCUAAAAAGAGGGCAUGACAAGGGUGGGGAGGGGGCGUGGCCAUCCACUGCAACAAAUUUAUCUUCAUGUGCGCCCGUUUUCUGGCGUAAAUGAAGCCAGAAGUCUACGGCCGCUCUGAGAUGUCGUAGAUUUCUGGUCAGGCGCAUGGACUGCAGGAUGAUUUUGCUUGCUAUAGACAGCUGCUCCACUUUUGUGUUCACUAAUUUUUAUACAUCAAGACUAAUCAGACGUCAACGUAAAGAGAACAUAAGUCAAAAGCCACGUUGUAGAAACUCACUUUUGUGCACCAACUGGAUUUUUAGAACCCAGGCCUAAGCUUCAUGCACACAGCAGUGCCAUGUGCACAGAGAAUUUACGCAGUGUAUGUAAGCCUGCUCUUUGACAGAAGAACGGACUCCAUGCCCUGGUAUUCUGGAGCUCCUUUGCUCUGUAUGAGAACUACAUCUGCUGCGCAAAGCAGGGUUGUUUCACAAUGUGUACCAUGUCAUUGCUGCACAAUCAUGCUCAGAAAAUUUUUAUGGUUCACUUGAUGUGACAGUUAUAUUGCGCUGUUUACGCUGGUGAGGUCAUUGCUUACUUAUGGGCAUGGCUGUUGUACAUUGGUGGGCAUCUGGGGAAAGUUCAAAUAUGUUUACCUUAAAUGGAUCUCUCCUGCCAGCUUUUUGAUCUUUUUCACUUGCAGUUUAAGAGGAAUGCAUUCAAAUUUUUUAAUGAAUAAAGGGGGGAAUUUAUAAUUUAUUUUGGUUUUGGCGUCUGUUUUAAGUGUGUCUUUGCUUUCUGAGGUUAUGCCAAAUUUAUGAUAGUAAUAUAUUUGGCGCAAGUGUGAUAUGGUGUACACCUAUCUCGCUUAAAGUACAGCAGGGGGUUGCCUGGCAUGGAGAUGCAACUUUUUUGUGACUUUUUAAAAAGUCCCACAUUAUAAAUGAGACUUAAAGAGGUUGUCCUAUCUCAACAUUUAUGGCAUAUCGCUAAGCUAUACCACAAAUGUCAGAUAGAUGUGGGUGCCACCUCUGGGACCUGCUCCUGUCUCCAGAACUGGGCCUCGAAAAGAAGGGAGAGCAGUCAUGCAUUUGCGAACACCAUCCAAUGCUAUGGAAGUUCCAAAAAUGUCCACAAGUCCCAAAGGUGGCUGCACUUGCAGAGCUUGCUCUCCACUUACUGCUAUAAGGCCUCUGAAAAUAACUGAGCACACUCGCUUGGUUAUUUUUGGAAGUCCCAUAACAGUGAAUGGUGAGAAAGCUGUGCAUGCAAGGUGCUCUCUUCUUAACUUUAGGGGCCCCAUUCUGGAGAUAGGAGGGGGUUCCAGAGUUGGGACCCACACCUAUCUGACAUUUGUGGCAUAUCCCUUUAUUAACACAGACAUAAUAAUUAUGAUUAACAAUCAUUACUUGAGAUUGACUUGUUAAUGAUUAUCAUUUUCAACACCGUUAAGCCUCAUGCACACGUCCGUGGAACACGGACCGUGUGAUACCG